Messenger RNA from Paramecium primaurelia, 585 nucleotides. NCBI's taxonomy places the organism in Eukaryota, Ciliophora, Oligohymenophorea, Peniculida, Parameciidae. The record is from the annotation of a GenBank genome assembly.
AUGUAUUUGAUAUUAAUUAUAGCUUCAAUAUUUAUUGAAUAUAUUUAGUGUUUAGGAAUAGAAUUAAUAGACAAGAAGCCUAAGUGUGUUUACAUGAAUGCUAAGAUAGAUGAUUAAAUAACAAUUAAAUAUUUAGUGAUUGGUGGUAUAUCAUAGGAUGUUUAGAUAUUUUUUUUUGAUCCUUAUAAUAUUUAAUAUGAUUUUUAGAGUAAUGAAUAAUAACUUAAAGCACUUUAUAGUGGAAAGUAUAGGAUUUGUUUUAAAAAUAAUGGAUAAAGUAAAACAUUAGUUGAAUUUGAUUUUGACAUUUUAGGAAUUGAUAAAAAUUAUGCAUCAAAGAAUGAUAUGAUAUAAACAAAAAUGAAUUUAAAUUAAAUAGAUUCAGAUUUUAGAUGGAUUUAAAUGCUCUAAAAAGAAUCAUAUCAUAGAGAAUAAACAAUAAAUACAAACUUAAUAAAUUUAUAUUAAUAAUUGACAAUUUCAACUAUUAUUAAAGUAAUACUAUUCAUAGUAAUAAUUUCAUUUUAAUUAUUCAUCAUAAAUUAAUUUGUUAAAUCAUAAGAUAAAUAAUUUGUACCUGUUUGA